Messenger RNA from Conger conger (European conger), 4563 nucleotides. RefSeq names its product myosin-binding protein C, slow-type-like. The transcript has 32 exons. NCBI's taxonomy places the organism in Eukaryota, Metazoa, Chordata, Actinopteri, Anguilliformes, Congridae. Bases 81 to 3536 code for a protein of 1151 amino acids. The record is from RefSeq and is a predicted model, not a curated record. Gene Ontology annotation, molecular function: protein binding.
GCAGACACUGCGGUCCGCAGGACGUGGAGUUGAGCAGCGCUGCCAGAAAUGAAUACUGCGCGCACAACAAAUGUGAUGAGAUGGCCAACGGCCCACCGGAAGAGGCCCCUUGUGAUGCCCCGCCCCCUGUGACUGUCACACCAUCAGAUGUUGCGGACGACGACGCCGCCAGAACCUCGUCCCCUCUGCUGCCGACAGAUGAUAGUGUGUUCCAUGCAGACAAAGGAAGGAAGGACUCAGUGUGGUCUCUGGGAGAGGCCCCACCUCUGGAGGAGGUGGAGAAGGUGGAGAAGCAGCCGGAGACCAACUCCCAGCCCUCCACUCUGCUGAUAGAGAUGCCCCAGGGAGGAUCCAUCUCCGUGGGGGGAGACAUCACAUUCGUUGCCAAGGUAGAGGCCAAGGACCUCCUGCGCAAACCUACCAUCAAGUGGUUCAAAGGGAAGUGGAUGGAUCUGGCCAGCAAGACCGGCAAGCACCUGCAGCUGAAGGAGAGCUUCGAUCGGCAGAACAAGAUUCAUACGUUUGAGAUGCACAUCAUCAAGGCCAAGGAGAACUAUGCUGGGAAUUACAGGUGUGAGGUCACCUACAAGGACAAAUUCGACAGCUGCUCCUUCGACCUGGAGGUCAAAGAGGUCGCAGAUGCCUCGUCCACCGUCGAUAUCCGAUCGGCUUUUAAGAGGAGCAAUGAAGGACAAGAAGACGCAGGCGAGCUUGACUUUAGUGGUCUUCUUAAACGUAGGGAGCCGAAACAACAGGAGGAAGUCCCGGAGGUGGACGUUUGGGAGAUCCUGAAGAACGCCCGCCCAGACCAGUACGAGAAGAUCGCCUUCAUGUACGGCAUCACCGACCUCAGGGGGCUUCUGAAGAGGCUGAAGAAGACCAAGAAAGUCGAGAAGAAAAGUGAAGCUUUCGCCAAGAAGCUGGAACCGGCUUACCAGGCUGACAAAGGCGGAAAGAUCCGGAUGGUGGUGGACCUGGCUGACCCCACGGUGGAGCUGAAGUGGUACAAGAACGGCCAGGAGAUAAGGCCCUCGCCCAAUCAAAGGAAGUACAUUUUUGAGCACAAGGGCACCCAAAGGAUCAUGAUCAUCAACAACUGCAACAUGCAGGAUGAUGCUGCCUAUUCAGUCUCCGCCGGAGAUGAGAAGUGCUCAACGGAGCUGUUUGUGAAAGAGUUACCCGUGACAAUAACCAAACAGUUGGCAGACGUUCACACGACAGUGAGUGAGCGAAUUGAGUUGGAAUGUGAGGUGUCUGAAGUCGGAGCAAAAGUGAAAUGGAUGAAGAAUGGUGUGGAAGUUCCCACCGGAGUGCGGUCACGGUAUCGCGUAAAGAGCGAUGGGGCCAAGCACUGGCUGAUCAUCGAGGACGCCACAAAGGACGACACAGGAACGUACUCCAUCAUGGCCUCUGGGGGAACUUCCGAGGCCCGUAUUCAGGUUGACCUCCAGCCCCUGAAGAUUCACCAGGACCUCACUGACGUGACGGUUCGUCUGGGGCAACCCCUGAAGCUGCACUGCGAGAUCUCCCCGGGAAACGUCCCCGGCCGCUGGUACCGGAACGGCCAGCUGCUCCAAGCCCACGACCGCUUGAACAUCCAGCACAGGGCCAGGAACCACAGGCUAGAGAUUGAAGCCACCACCGUCCACGACGCUGGGGACUACACUUUCGUUCUGGAGGGCUAUAACGAAGGCCUCUCCUGCAAAGUCCAUGUCAUAGAUCCUCCAAAGGUGCACCUCGACGGCCUGAACUUACCCGACAACACCGUCACCAUCGUGGCGGGAAACAAACUUCGCGUGGAGGUCCCCAUCUCCGGAGAGCCGGCCCCCAGGGUGGUGUGGAUGAAGGGGGAGAGGGUGAUCUUGGACACCGGUAGCCGGGUGCGUGCCGAGACGUUUUCAGACUGCACCAGCCUCACCAUCGACGUGACGGAGCGAGAGGACACUGGGAACUACAACAUCGUCCUGCAGAACGAGGCGGGAGAGGACAAGGCCACCGUCAAAGUCAAGGUCGUGGACAUCCCCGACCCUCCUGAGCCUCCACUGAUAUCUGAGAUUGGAGGGGACUGGUGUUCUAUGACCUGGGAACCACCCCACUACGAUGGAGGCUCACCUAUCUUGGGGUACUUCAUUGAGAGGAAGAAGAAGCAGAGCUCCCGGUGGAUGAGGCUGAACUUUGACCUUUGCAAGGAGACCACCUUCGAGCCCAAGAAGAUGAUUGAGGGGGUUCCCUACGAGGUUCGAGUGUUCGCUGUGAACGCCAUCGGCCCGUCCCGGGCCAGCGAACCCUCCAAAUCGUUUAUACCCCUGGCGGUGACCAGCGAGCCCACCAUGCUGGUGGUGGAUGACGUCACCGAUGACACAGUGACGGUGAAAUGGCGGCCCCCAGACACCAUCGGCGCUGCCGGGCUGGACGGCUACACCGUGGAGUACUGCGUGGAAGGAACGGACGAAUGGAUUAUGUCUACCAAGGAGAUGAUCGACAAAACAAAGCACACCAUCACAGGGUUGACCCCGGGGAGCAGGAUCAAAGUGAGAGUGAAGGCCAUCAACGCCGCCGGGUCCAGCGAACCCAGGACCCUUCAGCAUCACGUCCUGGUCAAAGAGGUUGUAGAGGCUCCCAAGAUCCGUCUGCCGAGGCAUCUGAAGCAGACGUACACUCGCAAGGUCGGAGAGGUUGUGAAUCUCGUCGUACCCUUCCAGGGGAAACCACGGCCUAAAGUCAGCUGGCUGAAGGAUGGGAAGGAAGUGGAUCCCACACAGGUGAACAUCCGCAACACGGACUGCGACAGCAUCAUCUUCAUCCGUAAGGCCGAGAGGAAGCACUCCGGGAAAUAUGAGAUGACUGUGAAGGUGGAGAACUAUGUGGACACCGCCAUCUUGGACAUACAGAUUGUGGACCUCCCUGGACCCCCGAGCACUGUGAAGAUUGAGGACGUGUGGGGGGAGAACGUAUUACUGGAAUGGACCCCUCCAAAAGACAAUGGCAAUGCUGCAAUAACAGGAUACACCAUCCAGAAGGCUGACAAGAAGACUAUGGAGUGGUUUACGUAUUUGGAGCACUACCACCGCACCUGCAUCACGGUCACAGACCUGGUGGUGGGGAACGAGUACUUCUUCCGCGUGUUUUCCGAGAACAUGUGCGGCUUGAGCGAGAGCGCCACGCCAACCAAGAACAGUGCCCUCAUCCUCAAAGAGGGGCUCAAUCUGAAGAUUCCGGAAUACAGGGAUCACGAUUUCAACGAGGCGCCGCAUUUCACCCAGCCCCUGGUCAACACCUUCGCCGUGGCCGGAUACAACGCCACGCUCAACUGCAGCGUCCGCGCCAACCCGAGGCCCAAGGUGAUGUGGAUGAAGAACAAGGUGAUCAUCAUGGACGACCCGCGGUACCGCAUGUUCAGCAACCAGGGCGUGUGCUCGCUGGAGAUCCGCAAGCCCAACCCCUUCGACGGCGGGACCUACUGCUGCAGGGCCACCAACGACCUGGGCGAGGCGCAGGUGGAGUGCAAGCUGGAGGUCAAAGUCACCCUGGAAUGAAUGUUUGUUCUCAUCCCAAGGGACCCUCACCUUCUGUGACCUGCUGAAGAGAGGGGUGCCCUUAAAUCUGAUCGACAAGUGCAUGAGCGAAGCCCAAAGCCCUGAACCGGAGAGGAGAUGACCGCGCCCAGACCUAAACAUCCGCAGUUUAGGCAGAGGAGUUUUGGCUUGACACGCUAUCCCUGCUGAGAAUUCCGGCCUAAACUGGCCAAAGCUGGUUUGAGACGCUUUUUUCAACCUUUUUAGCUGGUUGCACAACAUCGUUGGCUAGUCCACCAGUUUGACCACCAGCUUACUCUACCAGCUUAACCAGCAACCAACCUGCUCCUGGAAGUGCUGAAAAAUACACCUCAAACCAUCUUCGACUCCCAGCUGGUCUUAGCUGGAGUUAUCAACAGGGAUGAUGGCUAGAAACCAUAGUUACCAAGGUGGAAUCCUUCCCUCAUUGGCUGUUACACCACCUGCAUAUUUGGAGUGAAGAUUUGAAGGGCGGUCCCCUAUGAAUUAGCUUUGUUCGUAGUGUGGCUUGAUGUUCAUAAUAGUAGGAAAUGCUCCCUUUCAUGGCCUAUUCAAGCUUUUCAAAGAUCGUCUGUGAAAAGGCAGGAGGGUAGCUAAAUGGUGCCGUUCGUAGGAAAACGAAGCCGCAAUUCGGCCCCAUAUCUUCAGCAUUUCAUUUCUGGUUCUCAUUUGAAUUGUGAUUUUUCAGUUAGUCUUCAGCUUUCUCUUACAAUUACAACAACAUUGUGAGUUUAUGCACAUCUAAAACGUGCAUUCAUAACUUUGAAGAAACGUAUGCUGCGAUUGUGCCAAUUUUAUUACUUUCUGCUGUUCUAAAUAACAUAGCCGUGAUGGUACUGAGGUUUGAACACUUAGGCAAGUAGAAAUGUUUCAUUUGAAUAAUUAAGACUUUAUUUUCUCCAGUUGCAUGACUUGUGUAUACAAGUUUCCCCAGUGCCUCCCCAUGUCCUCGAGUUAUUCUGUUGUGGAUGGGGUGGGUGGGUGCUGUAGUUCUUACGGUGCUGUAGGU